Molecule: messenger RNA, 987 nt
Organism: Aptenodytes forsteri (emperor penguin)
Lineage: Eukaryota; Metazoa; Chordata; Aves; Sphenisciformes; Spheniscidae
Gene: CUNH8orf48
Product: chromosome unknown C8orf48 homolog
Source: RefSeq, a predicted model, not a curated record
CGGGGCGCCUUUCCGUGCUGAAGCGGGGUCGGUGUGUCAGGCUGCCGGUUCUCGAUGUGCUGGUGGGCCUGGUGCUGCACCACGGCGACUACCUCGGCAGAUAGCUCUGGUAACUAUGAAAAGUGGCGGAAGGAAUUGAGCCAGAGUUACAGUAGCUCUGGUUUGGACUAUUCAGAAGACACCUUUGAGCCCUUCAGUGAGGAAGAAGCAGCCUGCUGGUGGUGAGAGAGUGAGUGGUCUGCUGUGUCAGAUACGUUGGAAAGCAUGUCACAGUUGGCAGGCCAAAAUCAUGCAGAUGAGCAGUCUGAAGUAGCGGAUUCUGCAGCUAUAGAAAGAGAUGUCAUGGGAAAAUGGGUUGAUCUAAAUAAUAAAGCAACUGGCAUUAAGCAAGACAAACAUGUCGUCAAAACUCCUGCUGAAAUUACUGAAUUAUUAGAUGGAGAACUGGAUGCUCUCCAGUCUUUUUGCACCAUUAAGAUAAGCAAGAUGCGUCAGCAGCUGGUCUCUAAGCAGGCAAAUGGUGGCAAGUCAAGAAAGCUGCAGCAUGGAUUCACAGCGAAGAAACCAGAGACAAGUGACUUGAACUGCGUUGUUCCUGACCAGCUAAUGAACAGAAUCCGCCUGAAAAAUAUCGGAGAGACUGUUAAACAGGUGACAGAAGCUCAAAUCCACGAAUCUUCAGUGUGCCCUGACUGUCAGAAGAAGAAAGCAGAGCUAGCCAAGACUACCUUUCUCAGACGAAAGAAGAUGCUAAUGGAAAGUGCUUUAAUCCAAGAGAAAUUGGAAGAACAGAUUUACUCCAGAGAUGUGCUUACACUUAUAGGAGAAGCACUCAGAAGCUUUCCCAAACCUUCAGAGGAUCCCAGGAACUUAUGGCAAAGGCUGAAACGUCAGAAAAUGUAAGGCCUGAAAGUAGUAAACGUAACUCAAGGACAUAAAGAACUGGGAGACUCUUCUGUGGGCAGUCAUGUACUGAAUGCCAACGAC